UCAAUGAUUGAAUUCUCAUUUCCUUAAUAGAUUGCAUAAAAUGUUUGUGUAAUAAACAAUCCUUAAUACCCUUUGCUGUAUUUAGUUAUUUAUUAUAUUAGAUCAUAUCAACAUUCUUUUCGUCAAAAUUUUAAUUAAUGCAGAGGAUAGACAUAAGAGAAAAAAGUACCAGAAUAACCUAUUAAGUAAAUAAGUCAGCCUCAAUCUAAUUUAACAGAAAUAAAACAAAAUUCUUUAAUAAGGAUAGCUGAAAAAUCAUAAAUAACAUAGCCUAAUAAUUUUGGAAAGAAAAAAAAUGGUAAUUAGUUAUCAAAAGUUGUUACAAAAAUGGAUAAAAAUAAUAAUAAUGAUGAUAUUGCUCUUAUUGGUAUAAAUAAUAAGAUUCAAAAUCAACAAAAUAUGAAUUAAAAAAUAUAAUCAAAUAGAUAUUAUAUUGAUGAUUUGAUUACAGCAUUUUAAGAUGAAACAGUGAGUUUUUCUAAAUUAUUUCGAGACAAUUUCGCAAAUUCCUUUAAUUUUAUACCUACAUUAAAAUAAGUGUAAUUUAUUUAAGCUGAAGAUAAGGAAAUAUAAUAAAAAAAAAUAAAAUUGGAUCCUUAUCCUUAAAAUCUUAAAUGUACAAUAUAUUAAUUAAUUGAUAUAGUUAAGAAGACUGUAAUUUUUGAUUUAGAUGAAACAUUAGUUCAUUGUAAUGAAGAUGAGAGCAUGGCUUCUUAAAUUGUAUUACCUAUUACAUUUCCAACUGGAGAGAAAGUUAAUGCAGGGAUCAAUAUUAGACCAUUUGCUGAGAAAAUGAUAUCAUUAUUAAGUGAAGUUUGUGAAGUGAUGAUUUUUACAGCUUCUCAUGAAUGUUAUGCUAAUGAAGUAUCAUUUUCUAUUAAAAUAAGGUUAUUAAUAAUUUGGAUCCAUAAUAAAGAGUAAAAAGAAGAAUAUUUAGAGAUAGUUGUAUUACUGAUGAGAAUUCACAUUAUUAUAUUAAGAACUUAGAAGUAAUUGAUCGAGAUUUGAAAGAUAUAGUGAUAGUGGAUAAUGCAUCAUAUAGUUUUAUGUAAUAGAUUAAUUAAUAUUAGUCAUCAUCUUGAUAAUGGUAUACCAAUCAUAUCCUUUUAUGAUGAUAAAUAAGAUAAUCAAUUAAUCAAAUUAUAUAGAUUUUUAAUAUAAAAAGUCUUACCUUAAGAUGAUGUUCGACCUUUGCUUAAAGAAUAUUUUAAAUUAGAUUAAAUUGAUCAUUUCUAAACAAUAGUUGAAGCUGUUGAAAAAAUGUAUUGUAUUGAAUGA
Molecule: messenger RNA, 1278 nt
Organism: Paramecium pentaurelia
Lineage: Eukaryota; Ciliophora; Oligohymenophorea; Peniculida; Parameciidae
Source: the annotation of a GenBank genome assembly